CUUUGUUAAAAUGGACGGCGGUGUGUUCGUUUUUCUAAGCAUAUCAGCAUUACUUGUAAGUUAGUAGUUAGUUAUGGAAUGCCAGCAGAUGAAGACCACAGUUUGGUAGAAAUAUGUUAAGGCUGCAGACAGAGAUUGCCUGAGUAUAAAUUCAGGUCUGGUGCUGAUAAUGGCUAGAAUGUCCCAGGCUUCAGGAGGUCUUCUGCCCCCCUUGUGCUCACUAGUAGGCCAGAAGAGGAUCUCCCCUGCAGGGCUGGGCAGCAGAGACAAUGAGGAGGAUUGUCAUCAUGACCCUCAACCCUCAAUAGGGAUGUUGAAUGGAUUUGUCAUUUCCCAGUUCCCAGCAGAGGAAAAGCAGGCUGCCUGUGUAGAAGACAGUAGAAAACUUGAGAGGACAACACCAGGUCCUAAAGAAAUCCUAUCAGUAGAAGAAUUUUCUCAGAAGGAAAGAGCAGACGGUGUGAAUGGAUCAGGUACUGGACCACAGAAUACUUUCACAAAGUCUCUGCAGAAAGCUGAGGCUCUUUUGAGAAACCGUUUCAACCCAGGUUUAAAAUGGCUCCUAAAGCAGAGAUCUGAUGGUAGUUGCUUUGAUCCCGAUUGUGAAUAUUCUUUUAUAGCUGGAGAAAAUCAUUCUUCAGAAAGGUUGGUUAAUAUGGAACAGUGUUUUCUUGGACUGAGCAAGCGUUGUCAUGUGCUUCGAAGUCCAAAGUCUUGUUCUCUGCAUGGACAUAUAAAAGAGCUCUCAGCUGACUCUUCACUGAUGUGUAAAUUCUGUUUUCACCCAGUCCAUAUUACUGUAAACAAGCAUUACGGGAAGCUUCAAUCUCUGUUUGAGCAGAGAUCUCAGCUUUUGUUCUUCUACGAAUACACCAAACGCUUGAAAGUUGUGUCCGAUUUUGUUGCAAGGCUGUCCAAGUUGCUUGGCGAGGAACAAAAGCUGUUAAAAAGAUUGAUGCAAGACUCUGAUAGUGCAUGGAUAUGUCCGGAAUAUAAGAUUAGCAGUCUUUGCGAAGAAUUAAGAAGUCAUACUAGUCACUGGGACUGUCUGUAUGACAAAGCAAGAAAUGAUAAUUGGCUACGACCCAUCUUGUUUCAGAAGAAGGAAAGUCUUGGAAGUAUGAAGCGAACAUUAAACCUGUUGGGGAUUCAAACCAUUAUUUUACUAGAGAGAUACAUUAACACAGUUCUUCAUGUUUUAGCUCUUGUAAAGCCUGUUGAUGUGUCUGCAGAGUUAAUAGAAGACAUCUUCAGAGGAACUGAAAUAUUUAAUUGCAUUGAGUCAAAUACAAGCAUGAAACAGAAAUAUUAUGAACUGCAGAAAUCUUGUGAGAGCCAGGGGGUCAAUGAAUCAGAACUGCUUUUGCUCAGACAGAAAACAAUUGUUUCCGUCAACAAAGGGAAAGGAGACUUUAAACCUUUCCCUGUUAUAAGAAUUCUGAGGAUUUUAUCGAAACAAAGGGGGCAAUUGGCAGCUAAUAGAUUAUAUAACUGGAUCAUUAAUCAAAACAGUUUUCUUUCUAAUGUGGACCUGAGUAGUUGCAAGUGCCUGGAUUGGGAGAAUGUGAAAGUGCCUUUUCUUCAAAAUACAUCAAAAUGCAACAGUAAGGCAACUAAAACGGGCUUGUCCAGACCAAAACUUGGAGAGAGACAGCAAAGCUCAUGUACUGGAGCUCAAACACAUCCCUUGUCAGAGAUUUUAAAAGAGGACGAAGAGUUCAUGGAUAAAGUCCUUCUUGCGUUAGUCUCUUCUACAAAAACUCUGGGGCAUCAUGUUCUAAACAGGCCAAAACCUGAUAAACCUCACCAACAUGUUGAUUGUAUACCUGCAAAUUCCCCAGAUAGCCAAAUCUGCAAGUCAGUAAGUGAUCUGGGUAAAGACAUGGAAUCUGGCAGAGAAGGAGAGAUAUCAAGCACUAAAAAAAUAACUGCAGUUCAGUGGCAAGAUUCCAUGAAUUUAGAAGUCAAAGGAGCUUUUUUUUCUCAAUACAGAACUAUGCUAUGGAAUGAUUUUGGUGCAGCUCUGUUGAAUCUCUUUUAUCAGCCUAGGUAUAAUGGUAUUCUUGGAAGCUUGAAUCAGUGCAAAGACCAAAUGGCAUUUCUUGUUGUGAAAGAAUUGCACAGUGGAUGCAGGAAAGCACUGAUGUCCAGGGAAUGUGAUGAAGUAAUAAGGGACCUUUGUUUACAGUUGAUCUCGAAAGCUGCUUUCAUGCACUGGGAUCAAGUGUUGUGUAAGGCAUUGGGGACAGGACUAAAAGAUAAAUGCCUUCUAGACCCAGAGAAGGAGGGAACCUGUGUAAAAACCAGGACAACAGAGCUGCUUCAGCAACUGUUCCACCCUCUCGCUGUCAUACUGAACUGUCUGGAUUCUGAUGCAAGUAGGAACAAAGGUAAUUGCAUUGUGGAAAGUAAACCUGCUUUCACGUCACUCAACCUCUCAUUGCUGAGCUACUGUGCCUCAACUGUGCAUUCCUGCUCUUACUGGGUGAUGACAAAGGCAUACCAGUAUCUUUCAUCCUGGUCACUUAAUCAGUUCCUCUUAGUAACACAAGGAGAUCUGAAGCUUUUAAAGGCAGAAGUGGAGAGACUUGUACUACUUGUAGAAGCCUUGAACAUGGAAGAAAGGAGUAGUCCAGCACUCCAUGAUGCAUUAAUACAACAGCAAGAAAAAGCAGUGUCAACACAGGUCAUAGAAGCUGCUGCUAAUAUGCGGGCAUUCUCAGAGAACGUGCUAAAGAUAUUUUCUAUGGAUUGCAAAAAGAUGUCAGAGGAAAUAUUUGAGCAAACAAUGCCUGUGGGCAAACACUGGAGGGUAAAUUGCAAAACAGUACUGCCCAGCAGCCCCAGUGAGUAUGCUGCCUCAGCUGCGCAGAGCGUGAUUGGUCUGGUGUUGGAAGGAAUCCAGCCGCUGCCUGAUGACGGCAGGAUCCCAGCAUUAACAGAAGCUAUGACUGCUUUCAUGGAAGCCUGGAUGGACCAUAUAUUGAAGCAAAAGAUCAAAUUCAGCAUUCAGGGUGCCUUACAGUUGAAGCAGGAUUUCGAUAUGGUGAGGGAUUUAAUCAAAUCAGAAAAAUACAGCUUAUCCGAGGAGAUCAGGCAGAGGCUCCUAUCCAUGAGAGUUUUUCAUCAGGUUGACAACGCCAUCAUUUGCCUGCUUCAGCAGCCAACCAGCAAAGCCUACAUACCUUCACGCACCUGGGAACCCUUCAGGAGAUGCUGCUCCAAUAAUAGCCGAACUAGGGACUUUGGCAGUGGAAACUUAAACAGCCUUGAAAGUCUGGAUCUUCAGGCAGCCAGAAACAAUGCUAUUGUACAGGCAGAAAACUCAAUGGCGACUGACCUUCUUGGAAAGAUCAUGACCAGUGGGAACCCAGAAUCCUAUUUGGCAGUAAAGCAGCAGGAGUGGCUUGCUCUUCGUAUACACAAUGGAAACAGAUGGAAAAUACUUCGGUUUCCUUGCAUGACCAGAACUUCUGAGCAGUGAUAAUUAACAGCUGUUGUUUUGCUUGAACUGAGUGACAUGGGCAAAAAAAACAGAUAAUGCACAGAAAGUAAAAUGGAGAUUAUUCUGUCAAACUGUUAAGAGCCCUCUCUAAUACAGCUGUUUAAAAAAAAAAAAAAUAAUAAUAAAUUGAUAAUGCAAACAAUUAAUUGAUUUCACUUGUCAAGUUGAUUUUGAAUGUUCAUACCAAC
Messenger RNA from Polyodon spathula (Mississippi paddlefish), 3693 nucleotides. RefSeq names its product coiled-coil domain containing 142 (gene ccdc142). The record is from RefSeq and is a predicted model, not a curated record. Bases 170 to 3484 code for a protein of 1104 amino acids. NCBI's taxonomy places the organism in Eukaryota, Metazoa, Chordata, Actinopteri, Acipenseriformes, Polyodontidae. The transcript has 13 exons.